GACUGUUUUUUUUUAGAUAAAUAUGAUGAUUUUUGUUCUUUUGGGUUUUUUUGGUUCAUGUUAGUGAUCUCGUUUUGCUUCGUAUUACUGUUAUCUCUAGCAUGCUUUUGAUCUUGUUUGCUUCAGGUUUUGAUAACCAAUUCAAGCGAAUAGGAAAAUUUUCCUGAAUAUGAGUAACUAAUUUAAUUUCUCUAUGUAUAUAUCUACCGAUCUGAUAUAGAAGAAGGUAUGGGGAGAGGAAAGGUUGUGAUUCGAAGGAUUGACAAUUUGACGAGCAGGCAAGUGACCUUUUCGAAGAGAAGAAAUGGGUUGCUUAAGAAGGCUAAGGAGCUAUCAAUCCUUUGUGAUGCUGAGGUUGGAUUGAUUAUCUUCUCUAGCACCGGCAGGCUUUACGAUUAUGCUAGCACUAGCAUGAAAUCAGUUAUCGAUCGUUUCAACAAACUGAAAGUGGAGCAUCAACUGCUGAAUCCUGCUUCAGAAGUCAAGUUUUGGCAAAGGGAAGCAACAAGCUUGAGGCAACAAUUGCGGUACUUGGAAGAAUGUCACAGGCAGUUAAUGGGGGAAGAACUUUCUGGUUUGAGUGCCAAUGAUCUACAAAAUUUGGAAAGUCAGCUUGAGAUGAGUUUGAAAGGUGUCCGAACGAAAAAGAACCAGAUAUGUAAUGAUGAAAUAAAAGAACUGAACCAGAAGGGAUCUUUCAUACAUCAAGAGAAUAUAGAACUGCAUAAGAAGCUAGACCUCGUAAGUAAAGAGAAUGAGAAACUGCAAAAGAAGGUUUAUAAAGCAAGGGAUGUGAAUCGAGGAAACAAAAGUUCACAGCCUCCACAUAGCAUCAGCAAUGAAGAUGAUUUGCAUGCUCCCACCCAUCUGCAGCUAAGCCAACCACAGAUUCAAACUUAGCAUUGGGCUUGGGCCUUCGAACAAUGAAGUGCCAGCAAAAGUUAUAUAUAACCCCACUAACGUGUAAUAUAGCCCAUAUUGAUCCAAUCGACAAACCCACCAAAAAAAAAGAACAAGCAAAGCUCACUGUUUUGAUUAACAUCUCUUCAAAGUGUGCAAACAGAUUACAACUGCAUUGGCAAAGUUGUUUCACAGCGGUGGAUAGCUAUGUCAUAAUGCAGAAUGCAGGCAACUCGCACCGCAGUGCAAGUCAAUCUUCAAGGAGUGAAAUGUCAUACUAAUAGUAAAUGGAUCCAACGAA
Messenger RNA from Malus domestica (apple), 1201 nucleotides. RefSeq names its product MADS-box transcription factor 23-like. Gene Ontology annotation, cellular component: nucleus. Gene Ontology annotation, molecular function: protein dimerization activity; DNA-binding transcription factor activity, RNA polymerase II-specific; RNA polymerase II cis-regulatory region sequence-specific DNA binding. Gene Ontology annotation, biological process: positive regulation of transcription by RNA polymerase II. Lineage: Eukaryota; Viridiplantae; Streptophyta; Magnoliopsida; Rosales; Rosaceae. The record is from RefSeq and is a predicted model, not a curated record.